AUGGAAGGCGGAGAGGCUAGUGCCGUCGUCGCGCCCACGUUCAAGACGCGGCGCGGAAGCGGCGGAGCCAUCUACGACAAGUACCUGAAUAUCAAGAACAAUGUGUUGUCCACCGAGAACGGCGAUGCUCCCACCAAGAAGAGCACGGAGAUCUCCAACUCAACGGAUGAACAAGAACUCGAAGCUGGAGAAGUGGUCAGUACUGAAGAGAAUGAUGCUGCAUGUGCCAACGGACCCUCGGGCCUCGGCGUGUCUACUGUUUCUGCUGAUGGCAAGCGAGAGCCCGAGGUGGAGCCACAGGCACAGCCUCGGCCUCAGCAGGCAUCGGCAGACACGCCGCAGCCCGAGGCGUCUGCCCCUGCUGUAGAAGAUAAUACCCCACUAACGGCUGUUGGCACUUCUUGUGCGUCUGCUGCUGCUUCUACUGUUGUUGCACCUGCUGCUUCUACUCCAACUCCUGUGGAUGCUCUGACUAACGCUGUUGACGCACCGACUGCUGCUCCGAUGUCACCUUCCGCUGCUGCGUUCGAACGUGCUCGUGAACCUGCACUAUCGCCCCCUCCGUCACCAUCUCGUUUGCCGCCGAAUGAACAGUAUGCAGCAAUGCGAGUGGGCACACCAGUUAGGAUGACCAACAACGGGCGUGAUAUGACAUCACCGAGAAUGGGAGGACCAGGAGGACCCAUGUCGCCGAGAAGAGGAGAUAUGAGAUCACCGAGAAUGGGAGGACCAGGAGGACCUCCGAGAGGACGUAGCCGAAGUCGUGAUCGUAAUGGAAUGCCAGGUGAUAUGAAUGGAGGUCGUCCUCGAUCGCCGCCUCGUGGCCCGCCUGGAAAUGGACACUUUGACGGACCUCCUCACAGAGACAAUGGACCACACUUGAACGGAAGACCUGGUAGUCCUCCUCGUGAUGGAUUUGGUGGUAGACCUGGCAGCCCAGGCUUUAACGGCAGACCUCGCAGUCCGCCUCGUGGACGACCUGGUAGCCCAGACUUUAACGGCAGACCUCGUAGUCCGCCUCGUGGACGACCUGGCAGCCCAGGCUUUAACGGCAGACCUCGUAGUCCGCCUCGUGGACGACCUGGCAGUCCACCGCGUAAUGGCUUUGGUGGUGGACGUGGUAGCCCCCGUCGCGACGGAUUCAAUGGCCCACCUGGUAAUGGCCCUCGCAGCCCGCCGCGUAAUGGAUUUGGUGGUGGACGCGGUAGCCCCCGUCGCGACGGAUUCAAUGGCCCUCCUGGUAAUGGUCCCCUCGGUAAUGGCUCUCGCUCUCCACCCCGCGAUGAUUUCCGACGUGGUCCAAUGAGUCCAGGGCGAGGUGGUCCACCAAGAGACUUUCGUGACGGCCCAGGCCCAGGACGAGGCAGUCCCCGCGGCGGAAUGAUGGGCGGCCGUGGCCCUGGUGGUCGUCGCAGCCGCAGUCGCAGUCCUCCGCGCAACGGCAAUGUAUUCGGGCCUGGACCUGACCAGCGACCGGGAUCUGCUGGCCCACGUAGUCCACCGCGAGGGCCUGGACAAAGGAGCCCACCGCGGGGUGGUUUUGACGGUCGUGGCCCCGGCGGCCCACCUCCAUUCGAUGACAGAGGCAGAGGUCCCUUUCCAAUGGGGCGUCCUCCGAGUCCUAUGCGUGGCGGUGGCUUUGGACCUCGACCUGAUGGGCCUCCAAACAUGUUUCCUCCCCGCGGACGGAGUCGCAGUCCGAAUCGCCCGCCUCCAGGUGGUGACAUGAUGCGCAAGAGAGACCGAAGCUGGGAACGCGGAGGUCCUCCGCCAGACAUGAUGAGGCGCCCAUUUAACGGACCUGGGGGUCUGCCGGACAGUCCUCGCAUGAUGGAGCCUCGUCCCUAUGACACUCCAAGUGAAUGGAACUUUGAAUUAAAGCGCAGUGGCAAGGUCAAGUGUCGCUGCAGUGCUACGUCUCUCUCGGUUGGCUUAAACCGUCAAUUGUACGUUCAGUGGUCAUAGGAAUUGCUUUGUAGUCGUUCCGGACCAGCAAGUCUCACGCAUUUCUAUCAUGUCAUGUAGACCGUUGUAUCUGGACGUCGUGGCACUGCCUCACUUGAACAAGUCGGCCGAGUUCCUGCAGCUCGAGCGGCCGAACGUACGAAGGGUCGUGUAUGAGCUCAAGCCCGAGUCGAUGGCCGACUCGCGGGGCUACCGGGAGUUCGUGGACUACCUAAUCCAAGGUCGCGGUGGCCAUGCACGCGCUGGAGGAGCUGCAGAAAUGGAUCCACAGGGCUUCAAAGUGUUUAUUCUGCCUCCUGGCCAAGCAGCACGUCAGCUUGGCUACAAGGGAGAUCAUAUGAUCGUCGUGCUGCGCUCGCGUUGACCAAUCCAACGGCGUUGGCUGGCUGUUUCGUUCGCCCCCCCCCCCCCCCCCCCCUCAUCUGACUGACAAGAUGUGCGACUGGAGACUCGACUGAUUUAAGCGCUAGCGUGUCUUGUCCAAGUUGAUUGCAUUGCAUAGCCUGAGUUUUCGUCCAUCUGUAGUUGUUUAAGCUAAUUAACAAGGUGCCUGAAGUGUCC
Phytophthora nicotianae INRA-310 is the source of this 2526-nucleotide messenger RNA. RefSeq lists its product as hypothetical. The record is from RefSeq and is a predicted model, not a curated record. NCBI's taxonomy places the organism in Eukaryota, Oomycota, Peronosporomycetes, Peronosporales, Peronosporaceae. The transcript has 4 exons. Bases 1 to 1965 code for a protein of 654 amino acids.